AGGGAGCGCCAAUUCCGGAGCCCACUGACAGCUAAGCUCCUUCAACAUCCCGACUGGAGGCUUCAGCUCAGCCGAGCGGACCUGGCCAGGCUGCCCGGGUCUUCGCGGGCCACCUGCAGCCUCUUUUGCCGCAGUUUGGACUCGGCGGUGACGGACAAGCGUUUGGCCGCAGAUGUGCGCGUCCUCCCCCGUGAGGGCAUAGGCACGGGAGCAUGUCUGCGCCCGGAUACACCAACCGGAGCAGCUCCGCCAGCUUCGGCCAGAACUCUCCGGCGAACGGCGGAGCGGCGCCCCCCUUCCAUAACGGUCCGGUGCAGACCUACCCAUCCAUGUAUCCGGCGUCUGCGGGCUACUACGGAGCCCCGCCCCAGCAGCAGAGCUACCCCGCCGGCUCUGCCCCCAGCAAAGCCCCGGUCCCCAGCAGCUACCACCACAACAAUCAGCAGCAUCAUGUAGCUCCGCCAUACAGCUCCCAGCCUCUGGCUUCACCAGCUCCUCCACCCUCCUCAAGCGCCCAGUACAGCCAUCAGCCAUUCCAGCAGACUCCAUAUGUCCCUCCAGGAUCUUACUAUGUGCAGCAGUCAUGCCAAACCUCUCCACCGCAGACGCAGCCGCAGCCGCAGCCGCAGCCCACCUUAGUGCCGGCUCCCGCCGCUGGCCCCGGCGCCCCUCUCUACCCCAUCGUUUCGUACCCAUCUGCUCACGGAUGCAGCCAGUACGGCACCCUCAGUUCUCUACAGAACCCCUCCACGCCGGGAGUCACCCAGAUCGCAGCGCCCUUACACCACUACAACACAGCCCCGCCGCCGUGUGCAACAGGCGUGCAGCCGGGGUACGCUGCGGGUUCUGCUGGUCAAACGGCACCAACAGUUAACGGUCAAGGAGGGGCAGUUCCAAACAACGCCCACCAACACUACGACCAAAUCCAGCAGCCCCCACACGGCUACAGCUCCUACGGCAGAGGCGGCGCAGACGCAGACCGACCGCAGUCGGGAACCCCCUCCACCUCUGUCCAUUCCUCCCCACGCCAUCACCAAGGCAUGCAGUAUGGAUAUGUUGCUAAUAGUGGAGCUAGCUCAGCUUCUGCCACCACCUCAGGCCCGGCAGCAGCACCCUCUUCAUCCAGCUCUGAUGAAGAUGAUGAUGAGGAGGAGGAUGAGGAAGCAGGCGGGGAGACCUCCUCCUCCACCACCGGCAGCGCCUCCCCAGCUCCAAACAGUUACGACUCUCUUGAAGGCGGCAGUUUCCCAGAUCCCAGCUGCUCCAGCGACAUGAACAACCAGCCUCAGCCCUACAACAGCUACAGUUACCACAGCAUGCAGUCGGCCUACCGCUCAGGACCAGAACCCCCCCCGCCGCACAACAUGUACACCCAGCCGACGUACCCGCCGUACUCUCAGCCUUUUCCUAACCUGUCCCAGCUGUCUGCGGCCCUGGGGGGGCUGAGUGGGGUUCCGGAGCUGGAGGUGGAGGCUCUGAGGCCCGUCAACCUGCUGCAGGAGAGGAACCUGCUGCCUCAGAGGCCGCAGGAGGCCCCCGAACCCAACCUGAGCCCCGACCUGAAGAAGGUCAACUGCAGUCCGCAGACCUUCAGGUGCACCCUGACCAGCAUCCCACAGACGCAGGCUCUUCUCAACAAGGCCCGGCUCCCCCUGGGUCUGCUCCUCCACCCCUUCAGAGAUCUGCAGCAGUUGCCGGUGAUCACGUCCAACACCAUCGUGCGGUGCCGCUCCUGCCGCACGUACAUCAAUCCCUUCGUCACCUUCCUGGACCAGCACCGGUGGAAGUGCAACCUCUGUUACCGGGUCAACGACGUUCCAGAUGAGUUCAUGUACAACCCGGUGUCUCGAUCCUACGGCGAGCCGCACAUGAGACCAGAAGUCCAAAACUCCACCGUGGAGUUCAUCGCCUCCUCCGAUUACAUGCUGCGACCUCCUCAGCCGGCCGUCUACCUGUUUGUGCUGGAUGUGUCCCACAACGCCGUGGAGGCGGGAUACCUGAAGGUCUUCUGUGAUUCGCUCCUGGAGAAUCUAGACAAGAUGCCCGGGGACUCCCGCACCAGAGUGGGCUUCCUCACCUUCGACAGCACCGUCCACUUCUACAACCUGCAGGAGGGGCUGUCUCAGCCGCAGAUGCUGGUGGUGUCGGACAUCGACGACGUCUUCAUUCCGUCUCAUGACAGCUUGAUGGUGAACCUGAAGGAGAGCAGAGAGCUGGUGAAGGACCUGCUCACCUCGCUCCCCGCCAUGUUCAGCCAGAGCAGAGAAACCCACAGCGCCCUGGGCCCCGCCCUGCAGGCCGCCUUCAAGCUCAUGUCGCCCACCGGCGGCCGCGUCUCCGUCUUCCAGACUCAGCUGCCGUCGCUGGGCGCCGGGAAGCUGCAGUCCAGAGAAGACCCCAACCAGCGCUCCAGCACCAAAGGGGUGCAGCACCUCGGCCCCGCCACAGACUUCUAUAAGAAGCUGGCUCUGGACUGCUCGGGACAGCAGAUCGGAGUGGAUCUGUUCCUGCUCAGCUCGCAGUACGCCGACCUGGCCUCGCUGGCUUGUGUCUCCAAAUAUUCAGCGGGCAGCAUCUUCUAUUACCCCUCCUUCCAUCACGUCCACAACCCGGCUCAGCUGCAGAAGCUGCAGAAGGACCUGGAGCGCUACCUCACCAGGAAGAUCGGCUUCGAGGCGGUCAUGAGGAUCCGAUGCACUAAAGGUCUCUCCAUCCACACGUUUCACGGCAACUUCUUCGUGCGCUCCACCGACCUGCUGUCUUUGGCCAACGUGAACCCCGACUCCGCCUUCGCCGUCCAGGUGUCCAUCGAAGACUCUCUGGCCGACUCGUCUCUGGCGUGUUUCCAGGCGGCGCUGCUCUACACGUCCAGCAAAGGAAAGCGGAGGAUUCGAGUCCACACUCUGUGUCUGCCGGUGGUCAAUCAGCUGAGCGACGUUUACGCCGGAGCCGAUGUCCAGGCCAUCACCUGUCUGCUGGCCAACAUGGCCAUCGACCGAUCCGUGUCCUGCAGCCUGUCGGACGCCCGGGACGCGCUGGUCAACGCCGUGGUGGACUUUGUGAGCUCCUACAAGAACAACGUGUCCAAUCUGCAGCAGUCGGGUCUGAUUGUUCCCAGCGUCAUGCGCCUCUUCCCGCUCUACAUCCUGGCUCUUCUUAAAGAGAAAGCCCUGCGGACCGGAACCAGCACGCGGCUGGACGAGCGCGUCUUCGCCAUGUGCGAGUUCAAGACGCAGCCGCUGCAGCAGCUCAUGCGAAUGGUUCACCCUGACCUGUACCGGCUGGACAAUGUGUCCGACCAGGGGGCGCUCCAUCUGAACGACACAACAGUUCCUCAGCCUCACCUGAUCCACCUGUCUGCCGAGAGCUUCAGCAGAGACGGAGCGUUCCUCAUGGACUGUGGAAACGUGUUUUAUCUGUGGGUCGGCAAAUGCUGCAGCGAAAUCUUCAUCCGGGACGUUCUGGGGUGCCCCAACUACGCCUCCAUCCCCCCCAACAUGAGUCACAUUCCUCAGCUGGAGACGCCCCUGUCGGAGAGGGUUCGAGCCUUCCUGGACUGGCUGCAGGACAAUCGGGCGUUCAGCUCCACCGUUCAUGUCAUCAAGGACGACGCCUCGGCGAAGGCCGCCUUGUCCCAGCACCUGGUUGAGGACCGCUCCGAUUCCGCCUCAUCUUACCAGGAUUUCCUGCAGCACAUCCAGCAGCAAGUGUCCAAGUAGACUCGCGUUAGGGCUCCACAUUCCUGAACCCUGAUGGAGAAAAGACUCGUAGAGCGGAAGCUAGACUUAGACCUGGUUUAGUCCAGGGGGGUUUCCUCCUUUCUUCUGAUGGUCUCAUCCCAGACACGGACCAGCGUGGAUGGAGGUUUGGAGGAUCCAGCUUUUUCUUACGACCCGAGUUUGUGGAAAAGCGCCGCAGCAGCUUGUUGCUGCAUCAGAACCACUGUUGAAGCCCCUUCUUUUCCACCCGGGUGAAGUCGAGCCAAGAAGAAGCCACUUUCAGACGUUUGUUUUUGUAAGCCUGACAUGUAGCUCGUCAAGUUUUUUUUUUUUUUCCUUCAGUUUUGCCCUCUUUUCCACUUCACCAUCAAAGCUCUCUUAAAAGCUUCUGGAGAACAGCAGCAGAAAACUCGAUCAUGACUCGACCGGAUCUCACCGCCUCGCUUUGGCUCCGCCUCUCCUCAGAGCCACCUCUGGAUUUGUCAAUCUCAAAAUGCCACAUCUGUGAAAUAUGUUUUUUUUUUUCCAGACGCUAGAAGUCGCGUUCUCUUUGUAACUACUGAACAGAAUCUUUUAUGUGCGAUAAUUUAUGAAUUAGCUUAUUAAAUAAAUAAAACAACGAG
Messenger RNA from Oryzias latipes (Japanese medaka), 4342 nucleotides. It is a transcript of the gene sec24b, whose product is annotated as SEC24 homolog B, COPII coat complex component. The record is from RefSeq and is a predicted model, not a curated record. Gene Ontology annotation, cellular component: endoplasmic reticulum exit site; COPII vesicle coat. Gene Ontology annotation, molecular function: SNARE binding; zinc ion binding. Lineage: Eukaryota; Metazoa; Chordata; Actinopteri; Beloniformes; Adrianichthyidae. Gene Ontology annotation, biological process: COPII-coated vesicle cargo loading; endoplasmic reticulum to Golgi vesicle-mediated transport; intracellular protein transport.